AUGUCAUCUCUAACGGGUGAACAGUUGGCUCGAAUAGAAGAAAAUCGAAAGAAGGCAUUAGAAAGAAGAGCAUUGAGAGCAAAAAUUGAAGCGAAUCGCCAGAAGGCUUUACAAAUUCAAGCUGCGAGAAUAAAAGAUCAGCAUGUGCCUUUAAGUGCAUUUAAAGUACAGUCACCAUCACCCAGUUCACCAUCACCCAGUUCACCAUCAUCCAGUUCACCAUCUUCCGGUUCUUUAAAGGAACAAAUAAUUGAUAUCCCUAAAGAAACAAUUGUAACCAGUCCCCCUAUUAAGAAGGUGAAGCACUUGGUUAAUAAGGAAACACCGAUCACAUUCAAACAGUCUGCUGCCUUUACACCUUCCAAAAAUAUUGUGUCUGGUCAUUGCCAAAUGAUAUCUAAAGAACACUUUGUAGUUGAAGUGAAUUAUCAUAAAAUAAUGAUUGACAUUUUUAAAAAAAUAAAAAGUGCAAAUUAUGAUAGUACAAGUAAAAAUUGGAAAUUUAAUGUAAGAGAUCAUGACGAACUUCUGAAAGAACUGCGGGUGUUGAAAGGUGAAGUGGUUAUUAGUGGAAUACCACGUAAAAUACUUGAUCUGUUUUUGAAACCUCCCGUGGACUUUCGUAAACAGGAUAUUGACAUCAGUGCAAUAGACCCACAUUUGUUAAAUCGUUUGAUGCCAUUUCAAAAAGAAGGUAUUUUAUUUGGAAUUGCAAGAAAAGGAAGAUGCCUAAUUGCUGAUGAUAUGGGUUUAGGAAAGACAAUUCAAGCUUUAGGAAUUGCUCAUUAUUACCGAAAUGAUUGGCCUCUUAUUGUGGUGUGUCCAACUUCUGUGAGAUUUCAUUGGUUGGAAGCCAUACAUGAUUGGCUUCCAAGUGUUCAGCCCCACACUAUAAAUGUGAUGACAUCAGGAAGAGAUUUUGAUGCCAGUGCUAAAAUCAUCAUAACAUCAUAUAAUCUUGUGUCACGUCAUUUUCAAGUACUAAAUAGGAUUGCAUUUGGUAUAGUUAUUGUGGAUGAGUCUCAUUUUUUAAAAACACAUUCAUCAGCUCGUUCUAAGGCUGUGUGUGGUUUACUAAAAAAUUGUAGGCGAGUGAUUCUACUGAGUGGCACACCAGCACUCUCCAGACCCUGUGAACUUUUCACACAACUAAAUGCUAUUGAUCCCUCCACCUUUCCUCAUUUUCGAGAGUAUGGGAUUCGUUAUUGUUCUGGGAAACAAACCAACAUGGGAUUUUGGGACUACAAUGGUUGCUCAAAUAUGAAAGAGCUACAUUUAGUAUUACAGCAAAGUGUUAUGAUUCGGCGAUUAAAGUCUGAAGUAAUAUCUCAACUCCCAUCGAAAUUACGACAGAUGAUAUUACUUAAAUUGGAUGAUAUUAGUAGUAAUGAAGAUAUUAAAGACUUUGAAAGGGCUCUUCAGAACAAGAGGUUGAAGGGAAUGGAAAGAAGAGGUACAUUACUGCAGUAUUAUGCGGUAAGUGGCAAGUGUAAAUUACCAGUCAUUAUUGAUUACUUAAAUGACCAACUGGAGAGUGGGAAGAAGUUCAUUAUUUUUGCUCAUCAUAAAGUUGUAAUAGACAACAUAUGUGAAACUAUUUCCAAAAAGAAUGUGGAUUUUAUUCGCAUUGAUGGUUCAACUACUUCUCUUUGUCGUAAGCAAAUGUGUGAAAAGUUCCAGUUAAAUGAAAAAUGCCUUGUUGCUGUCCUUUCUAUUACUGCUGCUAAUGCUGGCAUUACAUUAACUGCUGCACAGUUAGUAAUUUUUGCAGAAUUAUUCUGGAAUCCAGGAAUCUUGACUCAAGCUGAAGAUCGAGCCCAUCGAAUUGGUCAAAAGGAUUGUGUUCUUGUGCAGUAUUUAGUAUCUCCAGGUACAGCAGAUGACCACUUGUGGCCACUUAUUCAGUCAAAAUUAGAAGUGUUAAAUAAGGCUGGAUUAAGUAAAGACUCGUUUCAGACUUGCGCUACAUCAACUGUAGUCUGUAAAAGAACAGAUCAGAAGAGUAUAACAGAUUUUUUCGGUGCUUUGGAGGAUGAUGAUGAAGACGAUAUUUUAUUGAAAGCAUUGGAUUCUUUGGUAUGA
Messenger RNA from Gryllus bimaculatus (two-spotted cricket), 2082 nucleotides. Lineage: Eukaryota; Metazoa; Arthropoda; Insecta; Orthoptera; Gryllidae. The record is from the annotation of a GenBank genome assembly.